This is a messenger RNA of Brachypodium distachyon (stiff brome), 1057 nucleotides long. RefSeq names its product ras-related protein RIC2. The transcript has 2 exons. NCBI's taxonomy places the organism in Eukaryota, Viridiplantae, Streptophyta, Magnoliopsida, Poales, Poaceae. Gene Ontology annotation, cellular component: endosome. The record is from RefSeq and is a predicted model, not a curated record. Gene Ontology annotation, molecular function: GTPase activity; GTP binding. The coding region runs from base 160 to 828 and encodes 222 amino acids.
UUAAGACGGCGUAGGCGUAGCAGCUCAGCUCACUUCACACUGUCGUCACCUACUGCUCCGUCCCCCACACCGCGACGCUGCACCCCCCCAAACUCCCGCGAGAUCCAGAGCCUAAAACGCCACAAGCAGCCCGGGACCCGCGAAGCAAGGAAGGGGGAAAUGGCGGGCGGCGGAGGCAGCGGCGCGUACAGGGCGGAGGACGACUACGACUACCUGUUCAAGGCGGUGAUCAUCGGCGACUCCGGCGUCGGCAAGUCCAACUUGCUGUCGCGGUUCACCAAGAACGAGUUCUGCCUCGAGUCCAAGUCCACCAUCGGGGUCGAGUUCGCCACCCGCAGCCUCCAGGUCGACGGCAAGGUCGUCAAGGCCCAGAUUUGGGACACCGCCGGUCAGGAGAGAUACCGUGCUAUCACGAGUGCCUAUUAUAGAGGAGCAGUAGGCGCAUUACUUGUCUAUGAUGUCACUCGCCGUUCGACAUUCGACAAUGUGGCGCGCUGGCUAAAAGAGCUGAGGGAUCACACUGAUCCUAGCAUUGUUGUCAUGCUAGUUGGCAACAAAUCUGAUCUCCGCCACUUGGUGGCUGUUUCAACUGAAGAUGGCCAGGAGUAUGCCGAGGCUGAGUCACUGUACUUCAUGGAAACGUCUGCAUUAGACGCGACAAAUGUAGACAACGCUUUUGCAGAAGUUUUGACUCAGAUAUACCAAAUUGCAAGCAGGAAGACGGUUGAUGCAGGAGAGGAUGGCUCAGCUGCCCCUAGCAAAGGGGAGAAGAUAAAUGUGAAAGACGACGUGUCUGCAUUGAAGAGAGUCGGCUGUUGCUCAAAUUAGGGUACUAUAUAGAUGCAUUGUCUGUUGAGUCUGCAACUAGUUGGUGCUGCUUCUGCUGCAACAGAUUUAUGCAUCCUCUCUUUUUGCUGCGGUGAUUAUGAGGGUUAGAUUGAUGCAGUUUUCUCCUGAAACCAUUAUGUAAGAUUGAUUGUGAUAUUCGAUUUGAACUAAAUACCCAGACUUUACCGAGAAAUACUUGUCUCCGAAACAGGUUUAUGCUUCUAUUUUA